AUGCGUAAAAAUACAUCAUUAUCCUUAGCUAAGAUUAACAAUAACUAUGUUGUUAGGUUAACGGCACAUAUGACUCUUUCCAAUACUUUGAUUAAUGCAUUACGCAAAUUAUUGCCAUUAUUGAAAUGUGAAAUGAAAUAUAAAGAACAAGGUGCAGUAUGUGAAUUCUUUUGGAAGACAACACUUGUCAGUUAUCCAAUAUCACUUGCAGCACAGACCUCUUCAGUAUGGACCUGUGUGGCUAUCACUGUUGAUCGGUACUUAGCUGUAAAAUAUCCACUACAAACCCGAAUGUGGUGUUCAACAUCACGUGCUAAAUUGGUCUUAUCAGUAAUAGCAACAGUAUCAUUUGUUUACAAAUUACCAUCACUCUUCGAAUUAACUCUAGACGAAUGUGGCCGUUUGACUCCAACGCCAUUACGUACCAACGGCCUUUAUAUUGUUCUAUAUAAUACUUACGGUUAUUUGUUACUACUGAUUAUCAUUCCUUGGACAACAAUGAUUGUCUUAAAUGUUAUUGUUAUCCAAUCAGUACAACAAGCAUACCGUAUCCGUCGUGCUAUGAUCAGUCGUACCUCGAAUCCGGAUGAGAGAGAACGACGCUGUACAAUCAUGGCUUUUGUAAUGAUUUUAACAUUUAUUGCUUGUAAUUUAAUGGCUGGUAUUAAUCACAUUAUUGAAGCAUUCUUUGCUGAAUAUUCCCAAUUUUUUCGCUUACGUUUACCGAUCGGAAAUUUAUUAGUAUGUGUUAACAGUGCUUCAAAUAUUUUUAUUUAUUCAAUAUUUGGCCAUAAAUUUCGGCGGAUUUGUGUAGCCCUUUUGUGUCCUUGCAUUGUCAAUCGUAAUUACAAACGGAUGAAAGCGCUUGGACUUAAUGAAUUAACAAAUCAGAUGUGGAACAAACUUUCGAAUCACACUGCACAGGAAUCUUUUGUUGAGCAAAGGAAUCAACGUAUUUCAAAAAUCGCAAAAAGCUGUCAGGAAGAAAAAUUUGCUGGACCUAAUACCAUUACGGAAACUUUGGUUGGAAAUGUUAAAUAUGACGUGCUGGUGAAAAGUUUAUGAGAAUGAUCUGAAAUGUCUCAGGCAUGGAACUACUUCGUAUUUCUGUACUUCAUACUUCUCCA
Molecule: messenger RNA, 1127 nt
Organism: Loa loa (African eye worm)
Lineage: Eukaryota; Metazoa; Nematoda; Chromadorea; Rhabditida; Onchocercidae
Product: G-protein coupled receptor
Exons: 5
Coding region: 1-1065 (354 amino acids)
Biological process (GO): G protein-coupled receptor signaling pathway
Cellular component (GO): membrane
Molecular function (GO): G protein-coupled receptor activity
Source: RefSeq, a predicted model, not a curated record